Messenger RNA from Clupea harengus (Atlantic herring), 7907 nucleotides. RefSeq names its product pericentriolar material 1 (gene pcm1). The record is from RefSeq and is a predicted model, not a curated record. NCBI's taxonomy places the organism in Eukaryota, Metazoa, Chordata, Actinopteri, Clupeiformes, Clupeidae. Gene Ontology annotation, cellular component: centrosome; ciliary basal body; centriolar satellite. Gene Ontology annotation, biological process: microtubule anchoring at centrosome; non-motile cilium assembly; protein localization to centrosome.
AGAACAAAACUUGGUCUUGAAAAAGUUAUUUAACUCAAUUAUUUUAUCCUCUGUAAUGUUCUUUGAUUACACCCAAAGCUUCAAAUUCUAUUCAGAAGUCAUAUUUUUUGUAAAAACGGAUGUGAAGAGCUGGAGCAUCAAAGGCACCUAAUCAGCCAGGUCGAGCUAGAUGUUGAUGGAACAGGCUACGUUAGGUUUAGGUGAUUCUCACUAGGAGUUUUCGUGUUGUCAUUGGAGAGGGCGAGACCAGUGGAAAUCAAUAAACAGUCGUUUGGUUGCUAGCCAACCCUUUCGACCCGUUGGACAUUUGGAGGGAAUGUUUUCAAUUUACCGGGAAAUUGGAGCUGGUCAAGUGCAACCGUUGCAGGUCCUCCCCUUGAAUAAACAGGGCAGGUAGUUAGUUAUGAACUUGGCGAUACGUAGUGCGCUAGCUGCAGUAGUUAGACGUUAGCGGUAACGUUAGUUACACGUUGUCUGUUGUCCAGAUUUCCUCGAGGUAUUUUCCAUUCCAAUCGCAGGUGCUGAGUUGUCGGAAUGGCGACUGGAGGGGAUUCGUUUGAUGAUUGCGCAGAUGAGCAGGAGCUACAUAACUGGACUGUCACCAACAGCAGUCUCGAGGAUCGUCUCAACAAUAUGGACUGGGGCACUCAGCAUAAGAAAGCCAAUCGCUCCUCUGAGAAAAACAGGAAGAAGUUCUCCGCUGUCUCAGAGAGCCGCUUGACCAAUGACAUCUCUCCAGAGUCGACACCAGGAGCUGGGAGACGGCGGGCUCGCACUCCGCACACCUUCCCUCAUGUGAAGUAUGCCACGCAGAUGUCCGUCCCUGACCAGGCUGAGCUGGAGAGACUGCGGCAAAGGAUCAACUUCACUGACCUGGAUGAGAGAAGCAUUGGCAGCGACUCCCAGGGCCGGAUCACGGCCGCCAACAACCAGAGGCAGCUGGCGGAGAACAAGAAGCCCUUUAACUUCCUGCCUCUGCACGUCAACACCAACAAAAGCAAGGCGCCGCCCACCGCUGCUUCCCCUGCUUCCACCCCGGGGGGCAAGGAGCCCAAGAAGCAGAGUCCUGGGAGAGACCUGUUUGCUCCUGUGCCCACCUCCAGUAAUGAGGCUUUUGGGCCAGAGAGGGGGGGACCCAUAGAGGGUGGCCAAGGGGAACCCAUCAUCGACAGCAGUCAGGUUGUCAGUAAGCUGGUGCAGAUCCGAGAGUCUAUUAGCAAGGCCAACUCCAUGCGGGACGACAUGCUGGAGAAGAACGAUAUCCCAGCUAAUGUGGAGCGGCUCUCUCACCUGAUUGCACACCUCAAGGAGCAGGAGAGGUCCUACCUGAGGUUUCUUCAGAAGAUGCUGGCAAGGGAGGAGGAGGAGGAGGAGGACAGGGGCACUGUUGACUCGGCCGUGGGCUCGGGCUCGUUGGCGGAGAGCACGUCUCUGAACUUCGAGCCUCGCUCCGAAGCCCCUGAUGUCACUGGUCGAGGUGUGCGCGGGGAACAGGAGGAGGAACUGGAGAACCUGCGCAAGCAGCAUGACCUGCUGAAGAAGAUGCUGGAACAGCAGGAGCAGCUCAGGGCGCUGCAGGGCAGACAGGCGGCGCUGCUGGCCAUGCAGCACACGGCAGAGCAGGCCAUGCAGGUCAUGGAUGAGACCGUGGUGACUGAGACCACAGGCAGUGUGUCUGGCAUCAGCAUCACCUCCGAGCUCAACGAUGAGCUGAACGACCUCAUCCAGCGUUUCCACAACCAGCUCCAUGACUCACAGGCCAAGGCAGUGCCUGAUAACCGGCGUCAGGCUGAGAGCCUGUCCCUCUCCAGGGAGGUGUGCCGCUCCAGGCUGCCCCAGCAGUCCCUCUCGCAGCCCCCGGACCCCCUCUCCCCCCGUGGGCCUGGCGCCUCGGCUGCCAGCACCAAGCUCAGCAAGCUACAGGAGCUGCAGGACAAGAAGGAGACGAUGGACAAGAUCCUGCAGGAGCUGCACUCCCUCCGGGACCAGACGCUCAACAACAGCUCCUGUCGGGGAGCAUCUCUCUCAUCCCAGCGGGGGUUAGGUGCAGGUGUGUCGUCCGAGCGUCCCUCCGUCCUUGGCCGGGAGGCCAACGGAGCGCGUGCAGCACAGCAGGACUCUUACCUGGAGGACACCAGCCACCCUGCUGACAAACUCCGGAAGCUGAAGGAGGUGCACAAGCGCCUGAAUGAGCUGCGGGAGCUGGUCCAGUACUACGAGCAAACAUCAGACAUGAUGGUGGAUGCUGUCAACGAGAAUGUCAAGGAUGAUGACGACGAUGAUGAGGAAACAGAUGGCUCACUUUUUGAGGCAAUAUUUGAUUCUGAGCAGGAGAAUAGAGAGCCCAUCACAACCAUCAGAAACCCUCGGCACGCUGGUAACUGGAUGGAUAUGAACAGCGUGACUAAUGGCCGGGGUGCACUUGGAGCAAGUGGUAGCAACAACAGAGAGGUUCGUCUGAACAUUGACUGUGAGAUCAACAACCGCUCUGCCACCAACCUCAGGAGCCUCAACAUCCCCUCUGCUAUCGAAUGCCAAUAUAACAGAGACGACCGUCAGUUCAAUGGCGUGAGGGAUGGCCAUGAUGACGAGGAUGAGACUCUGGAGGAAGACGGCGCACGGCGGGGGGGCAGGGACAGUGGCGGCUCAGGGUCCAGUCGGAGGAGCAGUGUGGGGGUAGUAGACGAAGACGCAGAGUUCGCACAGAAGGUCCAUCGCCUCCAGACCGCCAAACAGAAGUUGCGCCAGCUCCAGGAGCUAGUUGCCAUGGUGCAGAGUGAUGAUACGGAUGGCACCACCGGCAAUGAGGAUGAGGGACUCCACCAGCAGCCUAACAACACCAGGGCUCCUGCCCCCAAAGCCAGGAGAGAGCUGUGCCUCCCUGACAAGGCCCGUGAGAAGCUGUACGAGGAGAAGCUGAAGCAGCAGCAGCAGGAGCUCAAGCAGCUCCAGGAGGAACGCCAGCGGCUCAUGGACAUCCAGGGCAAGAUCCAGGACCUCCAGCGGGCAUGUCCAGACCUGCAAUCAUCUGUGUCCAGCUCUGUAAGCGGGCCGGCUCUGAAGAAGAUCCCUGUUGCGGCCUCCACCCCAGCCGGUCACCCCUCCACCCCAGCCUGUGACCCCUCUGCUUCAGCCACCUCAGCCGUCCUCAAGCCCUCCACUGAAGCCGCCUCUGCCUCCGUCCCUGACAACGAGCUGUGGACAGAGAUGCGGCGGCACCAGAUCAUGCGCGAGGAGCUGCGCCAACGCAGGAAGCACCUGGAGAGCCUGAUGGCCGAACAGCAGCGGCGCAGUGUCAACGGCGACACCGCAGUCAACGCACACCUUCCACACUCCAUCAGCAGAGAUGAAAGGACCAUGGCUACAUGGGGAGGGUCCACACCAUGCAGGCUAGAUGACGAAGAGGACAGCUAUGCCUCAGAGGUCGACGCUGAGGAAGAGGAGGAAGAGGAGUCGGGGGAGGAGUCCAGCUACAGUGAUGAUCUGCAUGUUUACCCCAGGAAGCAGCAGUCCUACAACAGCAAGAAGAGCAAGAAUAGUCUGAAGGGCUCUGGGGGUUAUUCAGCGGAGGGUGCCGGGCGGAGCCGAUCCAAGCAGCAGCAGCAACAGCAACAGCAACAGCAGCAGCAGCAGCAGCAGCAGCAGCAGCAGCAGCAGCAGCAGCAGCAGCAGCAGCAGCAGCAGCAGCAUCAGCAGCAGCAGCCCCACCAGCAGGUGGAGGGCGCCAGCGGGGGAAGGAGGCAGGAGAACCUGCGGUGGGCUGCAGACCUCUCCUCCUCCGAGGGCACGCACUACUGGCAGGAGCAGGUCAGCCAGCUGCAGAAACAGCUGGACUUCAGCACCAGCAUGUGCCAGACGCUGCUGCAAGACCAACAGACUCUGUCCUACAUGCUGCAGACACUGAUGACUGGGCCAUAUAACGUGUUGCCAGGAAACAUGGCUUCUCCUCAGGUGCCCCUCAUCAUGCACCAGCUCAACCAGUGCUACACACAACUAGCCUGGCAACAGAGCAACAUCCAGAGGUUGAAGCAGGGUCUGAAUGAGCUGCUCCGUAAACAGCAGCAGGAGCAGCAGGCAGGGCAGCGGAAGCCUCCGUCUCAGGGCCAGCCAAGCUAUACGCAAGAUUCCAGCACCUGCUCCCUCUCCCCCUCAGUCUUCCUGCCCUACGCGCUCAACAUGCCUGGGCUCGCCCCCUGCUCUCCUGGCUUUAACAUGGCCCCCAUGUUUCCCUCUGCGGGUGCUGAGUUCCCCCAGAGCCCUGCUGCCCAGGGUGGCCCCACCCAGCAGCAGCAGGACCCAAACCUCUCCAUGAAGACGGAGUACAUGAGCUUUCCACCUCCCCUGCAGAGAUCCACGUUCAACAACACAGAAAACCGGCCUCAGACGCAGCCAGACAGCAGUCUAACCAAUCCUCAGAGCCCCAGCUGGCUGAACAUCUCCCACGGCCCCCAGCAGCAGCAGCCCCCCGGCUCAGGGGCCCGUCUUCCCCAGCCGCAGCCCCCGCAGCUGCAGCAGCAGCAGUCCUACUCCCCCUCCUCAUCCCCCGUCGCCCCCAGACUGCUCCGGGGGCGCUGCUACCAGCAGCAGGACUCGCAGGAGUCCCUGAGCAGCAUGCCGGACCCAGGCGACCCCACCACAGUCACCAGGACUUACCGGCCCGGCAGGAAGGCCUCGGCUCAAGCCAGCCUAGCCUCACGUGACAAGACACCCAAUGCCAAGAGCCGACGCAGGAGGGGCAAGGGCAAGCAUGCAGGUGUGGAGAGCGACAGUGUGUCCAGCACAGCAGACUGUUUCCAGGGGAGGGAGAGGGGCAGAGCCCCCCUGGCCCAGCCCAGAGGCCACAACCAGACUCUGCUGGACAAGCUCACCCAGGAGAAACUGGACAGCAAGACGAAGAGCAGCAAGACCAAUGACUUGUCAUCAGCGUAUGCUUGGAGAACACCCUUCCUCUCUAACAGAAUUGCAUGCACUGAAGCUCCAGAUGCUAGCAGUGAUUUCUCGCUGUUCGAGGCUCUGAGGGAGACCAUCUACUCAGAGGUGGCUACACUCAUCUCCCAGAACGAGUCGCGACCGCACUUCCUCAUUGAGCUUUUCCAUGAGCUACAGCUGCUCAAUACUGACUACCUUCGCCAGAGGGCCCUCUACUCACUACAAGACAUUGUGACCAGGCACCUGACUGAGAAGAACAUGGCCGAUGGCCAGGCGUCCCCCCUGGGCCCGGCGGUGUGGGUGGGAGGCUCCCAGUCUGAGCUCACCCCCAGUGAGAGUCUGGCCACCAGUGAUGCGGAGAUGUCAGAGAAGAACAUGGGCCUGAAGCAGAAGAUGAUGGCUGAUGGCGACUCUUUGGACGAGGGGAGCCUCAUGUCCACUUCCUCUAACCUGGAGCCCUUCGCCAGCGAUGACCUGGGUAACACAGUGAUUCACUUAGAUAAAGCUCUGGCCAGGAUGAGGGAGUAUGAGCGCAUGAAGCUUAAGGCUGAGUUUAACCACAACAACAAAAACAGCUCUGCUACUGCUGCUGCUGCUGACAUCUCUAACACUGACCUGCCCUCACCCAGCAAUGCUGCUGCUGCUGGACUGCUGGAAGGAUCUUGUCAGGCGUCUGCAGACAUGCGCUGCCCUCAGAUCGACACCCAGCAGCUGGACCGGCAGAUCAAAGCCAUCAUGACUGAGGUCAUCCCCUUCUUGAAGGAGCACAUGGACGAGGUCUGCUCUCACCAGCUGCUCACCUCCGUGCGCCGUAUGGUGCUCACUCUCACACAGCAGAACGACGAGAGCAAAGAGUUUGUGCGCUUCUUCCACCGGCAGCUAGGUGGUAUCCUGCAGGACUCCCUGGGGAAGUUUGUGGGCCGCACGCUACAGGAGUGUGGGGAGGAUCUGCUGGUGGAGAUCUCCGAGAUCCUGUUCAACGAGCUGGCUUUCUUCAGACUCAUGCAGGACCUCGAUAACAGCAGCAGCAGUGCAGCCAAGAACCGCACUAAGAGAAGCCGCAAUGCUGUCUCCACCAAACACACUAACAAGACUGAGGGGAAAGGUGCUGAAGGGGAGGCUACAUUUUUGCGAGCUUACUGUGACCAAGAUCAGGAUCGAGAUGAGAUGGAGCAGGAAGGGACCACUCUCAAUCUGGAGAAAGAAGAGGGUUUGGAAGAGAAGGAUGGACAGAGCAGCGAGGCCUCUGAAGUGGAGGAGGAAGAAGAAGAAGAAGAGGAGGAGGAAGAUGAUGAUGAUGAUGAAAAGGAAGAGGACCGAGAUGGAGAGGGGCCGCGUCUUUCCAUUAGCUUGUCCAAGGCAGAGACUCAACCCUUGACCAACUAUGGUAGUGGUGAGGAUGAGAACGAGCUGGAAGAGGUGGAGGAGUUUGAGGCUGGACCGGUGGAGGUACAGACAUCACUACAAGCCAGCAGCAACGCCACAAAUGACAACAAACAGUGCAAUAGAGUGAUGCAGAACGGCACCAGUCAAGACCAAGAGACCUCCGAAGGCAAUGAAGCCAAGAGCACUAAGUCAAAGUCCAUAGAGGUGAUGGACUCCCCGGAGGAGGACCGUGUGAGCGGGAGCAGCCACUCUGGAGCUGAGCCAGACGCCCAGGGGGAAGCCGAGAGGAGUGCAGAGGUGCCCUCCGGUCCCGUCACAGUAAAUGGGCAGGGGGGCUCCCAGGGCUCGAGCUCCGGAAGCCCCGACACGGAGUCUCCAGUCAUGAUCAGCGUGGACGAGGUAGGCUCAGGAAACACAAGCCAGAAAUCAGAUGAGGAUGACUUUGUGAAAGUGGAGGAUCUGCCUCUACAGCUCUCAGUUAUAUCUGAGGAGGAAUUGAGGAAGAGGAUCACAGAGGAGCAACAGAACAACAACCUGACAGCGGAGCUCCUUAAUGGCAACACAGAGGGCCUCCCAGGGCUCAUUGGGGACGGCCUGACCUUGAAAGAACCUGAGACGGUCGGAGCCCAGAGUGCGUGAGGACGUCAGGCCCAUUCCCAACACUAGUGCAACAUCAUCCAUGCCGCUUUACACUAGAGGAAAGUGACUGCACAGUUGUGUUAAGGUUAAGCUGAGCCUAACAAAUGUAAAAAGAAAAGAAAAAAUUAAAUAAAAAGCGAGAGAGACUAAUCCCAUUAAGUUCCAAUGGCACCACACUGCUGCAAUCUACUGUUCUAAAUAGAAGGAGGUGUCUAACUGUACAUGAAGGGGUUCUUUGUUUAACCUCAGGUGACGUUUUUAUAAGACGGAAAUUUUAGGUUUAGAGGACUCAUGUUGCUGUCCAUAGGCUCUGCAGUAGUCUGUGUCUGUUUUUAUUUUAUUCUUUUAUGAGGUCUUUUUUUUUAUUAUUUGUUUUGUGGUAUUUUAAAUGAAGCCUUGGAGAGGAAGCUGGUGAGAAUGGGCUUGGGUCCUGUUUUGGACAUUUGCAAUCAGUUACUGUUACUUAGUUAUGGCAGCGUUUCUUCUGUUCCUGUGCCUGACUGCAUUAAAUAGCCCCCAAAACUCCUCUACCGCCAUGCACUUGACCUUUUUGAGCCUUGGUUCAGUAAAAGCAAGUAGGUAUUUCAGAACAUCAGUUUUUUUAGGAAAAUGUGUUGACCUGAUUGGUCAGAGUACAGUUGGCAAAACUUGCUCGGUGGGUAUGUCAUGGGCUGCAUGGCAAAAGAGAAUGUAACCCCCCCCCCACUGGCACUAAAAUGUCUGUCCGUCUUGCCUGCCUUACAGGGGGGUUGGGGUGGAGGUCGACCUCAGAUGCACUCUUUUAAAUGUAUGUCUGUUUUAUUUUUAUGUUUUCAGGCAUGUUGGCCUUUUUCAGUGCUUGGGCAUCUUAUCCCAUUCUGAUUUCCAUGUAAUUCAGAUAUUUACUAUGAGGUUUUAAGACUAAAUGAGAAAAAUAAUAAAAUAUUGAUUUUUACUUUUCCCUCCAAGUGAAA